UUUGACUGCACCCCACCACCCCAAACGCCCACUGGACCCGCCAUUCACGCGCCGCCACUUAUACAUUCUCUGUUGCACACCACACCUCAUCUUCUCUCUCUCACUCCUAUUUAUGUCCCCACUUUUCUCUCAGGUGGGACUCCAAAAAGCACGAGAAUCCAGCUGAGCCCCCCUCCCGCCAUGGCCCCACCACCCUCCUCGCCUUCCAAGCCGCCGUGCGGCGGCUCCCGCUUCUGGUCCUCGGCGCUGAGGACGAAGCCGGUUUCCUCCGCGGGGGCCGCCGUCGCCGCCUCUGGAGAGGGCCUCGUCCGGCGGUUGGGGCUAUUUGAUCUCAUCCUGAUCGGCGUCGGCGCGUCCAUCGGCGCCGGAAUAUUCGUUGUCACAGGCACCGUCGCUCAUGACGCCGGCCCAGGAGUCACGAUUAGCUUCGUUAUUUCUGGUGCAUCUUGUGUCCUGAACGCUCUCUGUUAUGCUGAACUAUCUUCUCGUUUUCCGGCCGUGGUUGGGGGAGCUUACCUCUACACCUACUCUGCUUUCAAUGAGCUCACUGCUUUUCUGGUGUUUACCCAGUUGAUGCUCGAUUACCACAUUGGUGCUGCCAGCAUAGCACGUAGCUUGGCGGGCUACUUGAUUAAUGUGCUGGAGCUGAUUCCUGCUCUCAAGGGUGUCUUUCCUAACUGGAUCGGGCAUGGCGAACAAGUACUGGGGCCAUUAUCUAUUAACAUAUUAGCUCCCAUUAUUUUAAUCAUUCUGACUCUGGUCCUAUGCCGAGGAGUAGGAGCAUCUUCAAUAUUGAAUGCGAUAAUGACUGUGACAAAGAACAAAGAAAUCUUUCUGCAGGUUCUCAUCGUUCUAUUUGUCAUAAUUGCUGGGGCCUUUGAGGUGGAUGUCUCAAAUUGGUCUCCAUUCGCCCCACAUGGUUUUAAGUCAAUAUUGACUGGAGCAACAGUGGUCUUUUUUGCAUAUGUAGGAUUCGAUGCCGUUGCUAAUUCUGCUGAAGAAUCCAAGAGACCACAGAGGGACUUGCCACUAGGCAUAAUAGGUAGUCUCAUGGCCUGUGUUGUACUGUAUGUGGGGGUCUGCUUAGUGAUUACUGGAAUGCUCCCGUAUAAUAUGAUUGGAGAAGAAGCACCUCUGGCUAAAGCUUUCACCUCCAAGGGCAUGAAAUACGUCUCGGUGCUGAUCAGCUUUGGUGCUGUUGCUGGACUCACCACUACGCUCCUAGUGGGACUUUAUGUUCAGUCUCGGUUAUAUCUCGGGCUUGGAAGGGACGGUUUAUUACCAGCUUUAUUUGCCAAAGUGCACCCAACACGUCGUACCCCGAUUCAUUCCCAAGUGUGGGUUGGUCUUAUUGCCAGCAUCUUGGCGACCUUUCUUAACGUUCGCGUGCUUUCCCAUAUUCUGUCUGUUGGAUCCUUGUUUUCUGCUCGUUGGAUAUCAAACCGGGUGGAAGGCAUAAUUUGCCUCCUUCUGGUUGCUGGUUGCGGUUUUGCAGCUGGUGCCAUCUUUCGUUUUGGAUCUACAUAUUUUUUCAUGAUUGUACCGACUGUGCUUGCAAUCUUUUUUGCUGUGGCUCUUCACUUACGACAAGUUUAUAUUGAUCCGCCUGGUUUUUCUUGUCCUGGAGUUCCAAUAAUUCCAGCACUUAGCAUUUUCGUCAAUAUUUUCUUGGUCGCUCAGCUCCACUAUGAAGCCUGGGUGAGAUUUGUAGUCCUCAGCAUUGUGGCACUUGCUGUUUAUGCAUUCUAUGGCCAGUUUCAUGCAAAUCCUGGCUCGUCCGAGGAUGAAGUUCAAGUCUGAUCAUCUUCUUGGAGGACAGAACAAAAAAUCAGCCGUCCCUAGAAUUUCGGACUGAUUUUAGCACUUAGACAUUGAAGUUUUUAUCUGUUUGUGUAAAAAGCAUGUACUGAUAGUAGCUACAUUACGACACAGCGAAACAAAUAAAUUAUUAAUCUAAUUCCCCCUUUAGGCUCAGUGUAUUCGAACUUUUUCAAGUGCAUCGCUCGAUGUUUCUAACAGCACUUGACAAGAGAAAAAAUCUGGAUGGCAUCUUGCUCAACUGCAGACAACAUCGGAAUAAAAUCCGAUAGUCCGCCUCGUGCAAUCUUGAAUGCUCAGCAGUUCUACAUCAAAUACUUCAAACUGCUUGGAGCUGAAGAAAGUGGAAGGUCCUACCUGUUUAAGCAACAGGAAAUUUCAUCAUGUAAAUAAAUUAUCAAAAUUGAACAUAUAUGAAAGGCAUUCGAAGAACUUGUUGUUUAUUUAUGAUAGUCAAUUAAUCAUAUUGAUUUAUUAUUGUUGA
Messenger RNA from Striga asiatica, 2302 nucleotides. The record is from the annotation of a GenBank genome assembly. NCBI's taxonomy places the organism in Eukaryota, Viridiplantae, Streptophyta, Magnoliopsida, Lamiales, Orobanchaceae.